Messenger RNA from Xylaria bambusicola, 2462 nucleotides. Its product is annotated as HET-domain-containing protein. The coding region runs from base 149 to 2431 and encodes 760 amino acids. The transcript has a single exon. The record is from RefSeq and is a predicted model, not a curated record. Lineage: Eukaryota; Fungi; Ascomycota; Sordariomycetes; Xylariales; Xylariaceae.
AACGUGAAAGACCCCGGGCACAUGUACUUCAGCCGCACCUAGAGCCUUGGCACUAGGGACCACCUCUGGUAGCUUCCACGUGAGAGCAAGCUAAAACUACGUCCAAGAGCCUAUGUGACAAGCCGAAUUUGAGGCUGUUUAAGUCACAAUGUCUAGCAAUCUUUGUCAUUUCUGCCAGUCAAUUGAGUGGGAUCGGAUACUCAGCCAAGUGUUCAACCCUGAAACCGACAAACCCGAGUAUAGAGAACAAGUCAAGUGUGGUGAACAUGGUCUGGCCAUUAUCAGGUCAAAUCAAGAUACAUGCGAGUUAUGCGAACUCAUCAGCGACGCAUCUCGAGCCUUGAAACCGUGGUGGCCUAUCGCCGAAUUCCUCGACCGUCCAGAACGAAUUACUUGUGCAUUCUUCUAUGGCCGAAACCGCCUUGGGCCUGGAGGCCUGGAUGUUAGUAUAUCUCAAGCAAGUGUUGUAUUGCAUCGAAUGUUCGCCCAGUUGAAUCCGAAAUACGAUUCAUCCGCGGGUUUAGUGAGGCAGCGUCGCCACAAUACCCUGCCCGGUAAAUCUCAGGCUACGGAAGGCGAGCUUCGCAACAACAGCUUGAAUAGGCUACUGGUGCUAGCUGGACUUAAGCCUGUCCCGUCUACUGCUCAGACGUUUAUGCAACUGCAUCCUUGUCAACACCCAAUCCCUACCAUUGACGAUUAUGUACGUAGAGGAAAUCCCUCCUUGGUGUUUCCUACCGGCCGCAUCGUACAGCCAGAGGUCAACACUCGAUUACUGGGGAAGUGGUACGACAUUUGCCUCAAAAGUCAUGGUUCAAAGUGUGAAAAGCCAGCAUGGUUUACACCGGGAGCCGUCUGGCCGCGGGAUCUUCGUCUCAUCGAUGUGAAGCAGCGCUGUAUCGUCGAUGUCCCGGCCGCGUGUCUCUAUUUUACGCUGAGCUACGUAUGGGGCGGGGAGAAAGAUCCAUUUCAGACCACCUUAGGAAACCUAGCGACCCUCAAGACCCCAGGCGCAUUGGAUUCAUAUUCACUGCCGAAAACGAUCAAUGACGCAUUAUGGCUCACCCGUGAGAUGGGAGUUGAUUAUCUUUGGGUCGACAGAUUAUGUGUGAUCCAAGACUCGGACGCUGACAAGGCCAUACAGCUCCCCCAGAUGGACCUCGUAUACUCAGGCGCAGCGCUGACCAUUGUAGCAGCAAGCGGUACGUCACUGGACGGGUUAGCCGGCUUGAACAAUACGCCGAGGACAAUCACUCAGCGUACAGCGCACGUAACAGAGAAUCUCAGCGUCAUGAAUGUCCUGCGACUCGACGCGGCGUACCAAGCAUCUGCAUGGCGCACGCGUGGCUGGACGUUCCAAGAAGGACUCUGUUCGCGGCGCUCCAUAGUCAUCACGUCGGACCAAGUCUUUUGGUCCUGCGAGUCGGCAAAGUACUGCGAAACUAUCGCAUUCGAGGAUUUCCCGACGACCGUCGAGCCCGGCGACAUCAUCUUCCGCGUGCUGUCCGGACAUCCCGUGUUCGGCGAGUUCGGAGGCGCUAACUUCAGCUACGACGAACUAGGUUCGAUGAUCGCGGCGUAUAACAAGCGGCAUUUGAGUGUGCAGGGCGACAUCCUCAAUGCGUUCAUGGGAGUGCUAAAUCGCGUCUCCUUGGGCUCGGGCCAUGAGUUCUAUUGGGGACAUUCCGCGUCCUGCAUGUUCGGGCUGUCGCUGGCGUGGGUGAAUAUCACCUGGCAGCAAGAUGGGCACCUACCUCCCAAAAUUCCCUCUCGACGACGGGAGACGCAUACUGUUCUUGCCCCGGAUGGGUCGAGCGACGACAUACCUUUUCCAAGCUGGUCUUGGCUAGGCUGGGGAUGCGUGGAGGGUAUCACGCGUUGCAUCCCCAGACAAGUAAACAUACAGCCCGAGCUGAAUAUUACGAAACUCGAUGUUUACGGCAAAUCCGCACCGAUCAAUAGUUCUAGCAUUAAACUAGAAGAUACGCGCUCGAUUAAGAUGAACGGGAUUGACGCCUCGACCUCGGCGGGCUGGAAAGAGUGCACUGCCAUCCCGCCGCAUCGGAUACAUUCAGGGCUAGAGUUCAGGGAUUCGGGUCGUCUGCUCUUCUGGACAAGCCAUUCACAGCUUGUUACACGAGAGAACAAGAUCUACAGUUCCUCAGAUAGCAGCAGACAAAUCGGCGAGUUGCUCCCCUUUUGGCAGCACCAAGUUGCGAAGCCGGAAGGGAAACUCAGUUUCAUUGUUGUUGAGCGCAAGAUUGAUGAUUAUCGAUAUAACGAUGUGCGCGCGGAGAGGAGGUUGUAUCUUCUGCUUGUUCAUUGGGUGAAUCGUGAGGAGAAUGUUGCUGAGAGGGUAUGUACUGCUGAGGUUGAUGAGGCUGCGUGGGUGGACGAGAGUCGCGAGUGGAUUUUGGUGACACUGGCUUGAUUAUGUUUAUAUCCCACAGAAUAUAAAUGGG